This is a messenger RNA of Helianthus annuus (common sunflower), 1158 nucleotides long. RefSeq names its product mitogen-activated protein kinase kinase kinase 1. The record is from RefSeq and is a predicted model, not a curated record. Gene Ontology annotation, molecular function: ATP binding; protein tyrosine kinase activity. The transcript has 12 exons. Lineage: Eukaryota; Viridiplantae; Streptophyta; Magnoliopsida; Asterales; Asteraceae. Gene Ontology annotation, biological process: protein phosphorylation.
AUGGUGGAGGGUGAUGAAUAUCAAUCAAAUGAAGAAAAGAUAAAACGUUCUUUACAGGAGAUUUUUGAAAACCGUAGAAAGAGAGCGGAUUUCCAAGAACAUUUCACUGACGGAGAUUAUUCCUUUGAUUCAAAAGUUGUCUCACCUUCUGGUUCAGAUAUGUUGGAUAAAACGCGGGAGAGACGCCAUAUGGAGGGUGAAAGUUGUAUAAGGAGUCUCCAGCCACAGUUACUUGCUCCUCCACCUGCUAUGUCACGAAUGAUCGUGGAUGAUUUGGGUCCAAGUGAGGCAUCAGAUGUUUUGUUCAGGGGCAGUUUUAAAAACUGGCAGAAGGGUAAUGUUCUUGGAAGUGGUUCGCUUUGCACUGUCUAUGAAGGUUAUAACGAAUCUGGGUUCUUUUUCGCUGUGAAGGAGUUUUCUUUGCUUAAUGAAGGAAGAUGGAGAAAGCAGAUCAUUACUCAACUUGAACGGGAAAUAUCAUUACUAAGUCAGCUCGAUCAUGAGAACAUAGUUCGAUAUCUUGGAACAGAUAAAGAUGAUGACAAGAUAUAUAUCUUUCUUGAGCUUGUAACUAAAGGUUCACUGGCAAAGCUGUACCUAACGUAUGAAUUGCGGGAUUCCCAUGUCUCGGCAUACACCAGGCAGAUCUUGAGAGGUUUGAAUUACUUGCAUGAACGAAACGUGGUUCAUAGGGAUAUCAGAUGUGCUAAUAUAUUGCUUGAUGCAAGUGGGUCUGUGAAGCUUUCCGAUUUUGGAUUGGAAAAAGUAACCACAUCGAAUGAUAUUACAUAUAUCAAAGGGAGUCCAUAUUGGAUGGCACCUGAGGUUACUUCUAUUCUCUGAAUUGAGUUGUCUGUGGCUUUGGAGAUUUGGUUGUUGGGGUGUUGCGUCUUACAACUCUUGUGUGGAAAUCCCCCUUUUUCACCUUUGACCGGAGGGGUGCAAACACUGUUUAGAAUUGGCAGGGGUGAACCUCCUUUAAUUCCGAAAACACUGUCUGAUGAAGCCCAGGAUUUCAUAGCUAAAUGCUUGCAAGUCAAUCCAGAUGACCGCCCUACUGCCGCCCAACUACUGGAACACCCAUUCUUGAAGACCAACUUCAAGAACUCUCCCCAUGCUUCUGCAUACUAUAAAGCCUAUGAUGGCACACAGUUGUAG